AUGAAACUGGAGAAAGAGGAUGAGGAUGAGGAAGGCCUUGGAGUUUUGAUGGGCGUAGCGUUGCUUGGGGUAGAGAGUGGCCUUCCUCCCGCAGGGGCCGAUGAUGUGUUGAACUUUGACACGUUGGACAUCGCUGCGGUAAUCAGGAAGGGCAAACGGUUGCUUGGGAGCUCCGGCAAGGAGUAUGAUUACACUUUAGCGGACUUGGACCCAGCAGAACGUUUGGCUGCACAAAAAAAGAAUGUCACGGCAAGGCUCGGCCUUGGUGGAGAGUAUAUGGAUGAGGAGAUUGUUAGCGAGAGGGAUUUCGCAACUGUUGGCCACACGGUGCAGACGCCUCGUAUUGACACUUCUGUUGGAGGAACCUUCCGUCAGCCUAUGGCAUCGCCGGCCUUACAAUCUGCAAUGUCUCCCCAUUCCGGCGUUCCCGGCACGCCAAAUGAUGAAUCCGCUAGUGGAUUGAGUAGAAGGCAGCAGAAUGCGCUUAAGCGAAAGAAGAAGCUUGACGCCAGGAAUCAGGCAAACAAGACUAAGAUUGCUGUCGAGUUCACAGGCCCCAAGGCUCCACCGUCUCCAAUUAUUCAAACGUCUGGGGAAGGAUUUGAGUGGCCAUUCGAGCGCCUUUGCGAGUUGUUACUAGUAGAUAUGUUCGACCCUAAUUGGGAGAUUCGACAUGGCGCGGCGAUGGGAAUUCGUGAAGUAGUGAGAGUCCAUGGCGCUGGAGCCGGGAGGGAGUGGGGUAAAUCUCGUAAAGAGAAUAACGCCCUGAACCGGAAAUGGCUCGAUGAUCUAGCGUGUCGUCUUUGUUGUAUUUUCAUGCUGGAUCGUUUCGGCGAUUAUGUGGCUGACACUGUUGUUGCUCCAAUUCGUGAAUCAACCUCACAAACAAUGGGCGCAUUGCUUAUUCACCUCCCACCACCAUCUGUUCAUGCCGUCUAUCGGGUUUUGUAUCGCCUGGUAAUGCAGGAGGAUCUCAACCUUACGCUGCCCAUAUGGGAAGUCUGCCAUGGCGGAAUGUUGGGGUUGAAGUAUCUGGUUGCGGUCCGAACAGAUUUAUUGAUGAAAGACAAUGAACUAUUGGAUGGUGUAGUUAGAGCAGUCAUGAAGGGACUGGGAGAUCAGGACGAUGAUGUUAGAGCCGUUAGUGCUGCUACCUUGAUCCCUAUAGCCGCAGAGUUCAUAUCUUUGCGACCAAAUGCUGUGGAUGGGUUAAUUAAUGUUGUCUGGGGAUGCCUUUCGCAUCUUAAAGACGAUCUUAGCGCUAGUACUGGAUCUGUUAUGGACCUGCAAUCAUUCGCCUUGCUCGUUCCUCGGCUUUAUCCGUUCUUACGUCAUACUAUCACAAGUGUGCGGGCUGCUGUUUUGCGGGCGCUUCUGACGUUCUUGAAUAUUCAAGGCGAUGGGACAAAGGGCUGGGUUGAUGGCAAAAUUUUACGACUCAUUUUCCAGAAUUUGCUUGUUGAAAGAGUAGAGUCUGUGCUAUCUCUGUCGUUACAAGUAUGGAUGGCAUUGACCGAGGAGCUUGCACGGGAUAACCCUGCUCGUUUCGCCACCGAGUUUGGUCCUCACCUGGAUCCAUUGCUUACUCUGCUCACGACUCCUGUUGGUGUUUCGCGCCACCCACAGCCCAUGGAUCCUUCCUUGUUUAUUCGACCUUCCGGGCAAACUAUGGUUCUUCCGGGCCUGAUGAGAGGCCCUUCGCCCUCACAACCGGCACAAGAGCCUGCGACCAAGCGGCGUCGCAAGAGUGAAAAGAAGGAAGAGCCUACUGCGUCGCCGCAUAAUGUUGAUGGCCACAUGAUACAUGGUGAUGUCGACCUUGUGGGUGUGGAGACAAUUAUUAAGACUAAGAUUGCUGGUGCGACAGCUUUGGGUAAAGCCAUUAGCCUGUGGCCAAGAGAAGAUGCUAUCCGCGCUUUCGAACCUCGGCUUGUUCCGCUAUUACAGUCACCCCACUCUACGACUCAAUUGGUGACGGCAAUGAUAUUUGAGGAAUAUGCAAGGAUAACCUCCGAGGUUACAGAUUUGAAAGCACAAUUCUUGGCGGCCCUUACUAACUUUCUUAAUUCGGAGAGGCCUUCCUGUUACCGUGACCUUGUGUCUUAUAUGCACGUUGUACAAGCUCAAUGUCGAUCCUUGCUUAAUGCUUUCCGCGACAUUGGUAAAGUGCCAUCCUCGAGAAUUCCUACUAUCGCUGCGGUAUGUCAAGGGGAGUCGGAAGCGGGUCCCGAUGCAUUUAGUAUUGAGAAGGCGGAGAAGAUUGUUGGCGAUGAGUUUGCUCGGUUGAAGCGGGCUUUGGGUCCAACUCAGAAACUCAUGUCAUCGCAGGCCCUUGCUGAUGCUAAGGGAGUUGCCGUGGCAGCUGUUGAAGAAGCCAAGGCUGCAAAGGCGCAACGUGAUGUCCGGGUCUUGGCAGCAGCUGCUGGGGCGUAUAUAGCUUCCGGCCAGCUCCCGAAGAAGCUUAAUCCAGUUGUACAUGGCGUGAUGGAAAGCGUUAAAUUGGAGGAGAACGUUGAUCUACAACGGCGGUCUGCGCUAUCGAUAGCUGCACUUGUGGGUAUCUGUUCUCGGAGCGGUCGUAUAGCUGUUGCGGACAAACUGACUAAGAAUCUCAACUCUUUUCUUUGUCUGGAUGUCUCCGAAGUGCCAAUAUUUCACCAACUUGAGGAUCUAGAGGAUAACAUACUCUCUCUCCGGAAGGAGGAAGACCUCAAAGAUCACACUAAUCAGGCUGAUUUUGAACGAGAGGCUAAGGAGGCAAAGAUUAAGAGGAGAGGGGCUAAAGAGGCCCUCGAGCAGCUUGCGACUACCUUUGGGGCUUCAUUGUUUGAGGCGGUACCAAAACUUAGGGACUGCAUUGAAACACCACUUCAUAUUGCCUUUGGUGGUGACUUGCCGAUGGAUAUCAAGGACCCUAAUGUUACUCUGGGCCAAGAAGUUGUUGACGGAUUAUCAACCAUUCGUGCACUUCUUCCUCGGUUCCAUCCAGAUCUAUAUCCUACGAUAAUUGGACUCUUCCCAUUGAUCAUCAAAGCACUCCAAUCACACUUUACGGUUUUACGAUAUGCCGCCGCGAAGUGUUUUGCAACUAUUUGCAGUGUCAUAACUAUUCCUGGGAUGACGGCGCUAGUGCAGCAGGUCCUCAAGAUGUUUGAUAACGCGCAUGAUUUGAAAUGUCGCCAAGGGUCUAUAGAAUGUGUUUACCAUUUGAUUCAUGUGAUGGAGACUGAUAUUCUCCCUUACGUUGUGUUCUUGAUUGUACCCGUUUUGGGUAGGAUGAGCGAUCCUGACAAUGAUGUGCGUCUUAUUGCUACUACGGCAUUUGCCACGCUUGUUAAGCUAGUUCCUUUGGAGGCCGGUAUUCCUGAUCCCGUUGGGUUACCAGCCGAGCUUUUGGAAGGCAGGGCAACUGAGCGGAAGUUCAUUUCGCAAAUGCUUGAUAUUCACAAGGUUGAGCCCUUUGAAUUACCUGUUACGAUUAAAGCUACAUUGAGAUCCUACCAACAAGAAGGUGUCAAUUGGCUUGCUUUCUUGAACAAAUUCAAGCUUCAUGGAAUUCUUUGCGAUGAUAUGGGUCUUGGGAAAACACUUCAAACAAUCUGUAUUAUUGCCAGUGAUCAUUACCUUCGUGCGGAGGAGUUUAAAGUUUCCGGAAACCCUGAUAUGCGCCGUAUACCUUCUCUUAUCGUUUGUCCACCUACUCUUUCAGGCCAUUGGCAACAGGAGAUCGCGCAGUUCGCACCGUUCCUCACUGCCUUGUGCUAUGUCGGUAGUCCUACGGAGCGUGCUCGGGUUCGCAGUCAACUUGGCACUACAGAUAUUGUCAUUACUUCGUACGAUAUCUGCAGAAACGACAUUGACAAUAUCAGUCAAUAUAAUUGGAACUACUGCGUCCUUGAUGAGGGCCAUAUUAUCAAGAAUUCCAAGGCCAAGUUGACACAAGCGAAUAACGUUCUGGAACUAUGGUCUUUGUUUGACUUCCUCAUGCCGGGUUUCCUUGGCACCGAAAAGCAAGAGGCAGGUGCUUUGGCUAUCGAAGCUUUGCACAAGCAGGUAUUACCGUUCCUGCUUCGAAGGCUGAAGGAGGAGGUGUUAGAUGACCUGCCGCCAAAGAUUAUUCAAAAUUACUACUGCGAGUUGAGUGAACUGCAGAAGAAGCUCUACGAUGACUUUGCCAAGAAACAGUCCAAGACGAUUUUUGAGAAGGUGAGCAAGCAAUUGGCAAAGGACAAAUCGAACGAUUCUGGUGCUGGCAGUGAAAACCCAACCGAGACCAAUGCUAUCAGUCAACACCGUGCGCUCAUCUUCUGCCAGCUUAAGGAGAUGUUGGACAUUGUGGAGAAUGAUGUUCUCAAGAAGCUUCUGCCAAGUGUUUCUUACCUGAGAAUGGAUGGUGGUACCGAGGCCCGAAAACGUCAAGAUAUCGUUACUAAAUUCAAUGGUGAUCCGUCUAUUGACGUUCUGCUCUUGACCACCCAUGUCGGAGGUUUGGGUCUCAACUUGACGGGAGCAGAUACCGUCAUUUUUGUCGAACAUGACUGGAAUCCGCAGAAGGAUAUGCAAGCCAUGGACCGUGCCCAUCGUAUCGGUCAGAAGAAGGUUGUGAAUGUCUACCGUCUUGUUACUCGCGGAACGCUGGAAGAGAAGAUCAUGAGCCUUCAACGCUUCAAAUUAGACGUAGCAUCCACCGUCGUCAACCAACAAAAUGCUGGCCUGGCAACCAUGGAAACAGACCAAAUCCUCGACCUUUUCAACGUCGGCGACAUGGAGACCGCGUCGAAACCCGCAGCGGAGGAAGACAUGGUCGACGACACCACCGGUAAAGUCAUCACUAAGGGCAGCAAGAAGCUUCUAGACGGUAUCGGAGAACUCUGGGAUGACUCACAGUAUAACGAUGAGUACGACCUUAAUAAUUUUAUUGCUACUCUGCAGUCUUGAGCGCGGGGCAAUGGAGGGAUGAUGGGUGUGAUUUUUUCCUUCUUUUUUCCUUCUUCCCCUAGGCUACUUUCACUUUUCGCCUUUUACUCUUACCUUAUAGUAUGAAGCUUUGUUUCUCUACUUUUUAGUGAUGCCUUGUGUGCUAUUUUUCUCCCCUUUCUCUUUCUUUGUUACAAUUCGGUUCGCUUCGCGAUGUACAUUAUUUAAAGAGGAGACGAAGGUGAAGAUGAAGUUGCAAGAUCAUGGAUAGGGUGUGUUGAUGACUUAUCGUACUUGGCCUCUUUCUAUCUCCUCUUUUAUUGGUUUUUUUUCUUCAUUUCAUUUUUUCAUUUUCUUUUCCAAGAUUAAAACUUGAUUGGCAGUGCAAAAGGCGGAUUUAUUCAUGGUUAAGGGGCUUCAUGUUUUUUUUUUUCUUUUUUUUUUUGUGAAGGGUGUAUGUAGGUAUGAUAGGUAAAGAGAAGUCAGCAAUUUUCUGCGAGGAGAGGGUUGCUGGUAGUGGGUUGGGUUAGAGGUGUUUUUUCUUUUUUGCUCCCCGGAAGAGACAGAACGGAGAAAUAUGAUAUAGUAUAAGAUAUAUGGUGGUUGGGGGUUUAUGGAUGGGGGUGGAGAAGAAGGAAAGAGGGAGGGAGGAGAGUGGGGUUCAUGAACGGAAAUGGAAAUGGGAAGUUGAUUGAUCCCUUGAUGUAUUUGUUUCCUAAUAGGAAUCCAACGAUAAAGG
Tuber melanosporum (Perigord truffle) is the source of this 5656-nucleotide messenger RNA. RefSeq lists its product as uncharacterized. The record is from RefSeq and is a predicted model, not a curated record. The transcript is spliced from 13 exons. NCBI's taxonomy places the organism in Eukaryota, Fungi, Ascomycota, Pezizomycetes, Pezizales, Tuberaceae. Bases 1 to 4938 code for a protein of 1645 amino acids. Gene Ontology annotation, molecular function: DNA binding; ATP binding; ATP-dependent chromatin remodeler activity.